GAUAAUGUCGAUCUCAUUAACAGAAAGCAAGGAUUUCAAGACCUCUCAUUGAUACCACCCACCAUAAAUCUGAACUCCAAAGAAGUGUCAUUCUCCAUUCAGAAGCAACACUUUCCAUUUGAGGAAUCAUCAAACUCAGAGUUUGGAAUUGUCUGCUCAGAUGCCCUUGUCAACCCUUCACAAACGAUCUCCUACCUGAAUACUAAAGACUCUGGUUCUCUUCUGGGUUUCAACGACCAAGAAGCAAAUGAUCAAUGUCAUGAUUGCCCGAAGGAUCAAUCUGAUCUAGCCCCCGUCUCCUGGCCAGAACAACUAAAAUCAGACUGGACGCAGCUUUCGAUGUCUAUCCCUGUAGCUCCUUCAGAUUUCUCAUCAUCCUCUUAUCCUUCUCUACGGGAAAAACCUGCCAUUUCAAAAGCGAGGCUAUCUCGUGAGCUAGGCCCUAUCCAAAUGAGCUUGGGCGUAAGUAAUGAUAUUGGAGAAUCACUUCAAAAGCAGUUAAAUUGGUUACCAGUUUCUUGGGGAAAUUCAACAGGCGGUCCAUUAGGAGAGGUUUUGGCGAGCACCUCUAUCAGCGUAGCAGCUGGCACAAACUUGUCUUCUUUGAAAGCAUAUGAAAGUAGCCCUCAGCUUGAUUCUUCUCCCAAUGGCGUGCUGCAGAAGUCUACCUUUGUCUCGCUCUCUAACAGCAGUUCCGGGAGCAGUCACAUCGCCGACAACAGGAGCGCACCCCGAGAAUGCUAAUCUUCGCCAUGAAAUUGGUUCAGCUACUCCAUCCCUGUAAGUGUAUAAUAAGGUAUUUUAAAUGGCAAAGUGACGGAACAAAAACAAAGCUAGUUUAAGGAGUUGAUGGAGGAGGAUUUCCGGAUAUUGCUUAUUAUGUGUCUCAAUUUCCUUUUUACUGUUUACUUUAUAAUCCCUACUAAAGUUUUUAAGCAGAAAAUAGGCUCAUAUUGGUA
Olea europaea var. sylvestris is the source of this 959-nucleotide messenger RNA. Its product is annotated as growth-regulating factor 1-like. The transcript is spliced from 2 exons. The record is from RefSeq and is a predicted model, not a curated record. Bases 340 to 744 code for a protein of 134 amino acids. Lineage: Eukaryota; Viridiplantae; Streptophyta; Magnoliopsida; Lamiales; Oleaceae.